This is a messenger RNA of Alosa sapidissima (American shad), 1931 nucleotides long. It is a transcript of the gene parp16, whose product is annotated as poly (ADP-ribose) polymerase family, member 16. The transcript is spliced from 8 exons. Gene Ontology annotation, molecular function: kinase binding; protein serine/threonine kinase activator activity; NAD+ poly-ADP-ribosyltransferase activity. Gene Ontology annotation, cellular component: membrane; nuclear envelope; endoplasmic reticulum tubular network. Lineage: Eukaryota; Metazoa; Chordata; Actinopteri; Clupeiformes; Clupeidae. Gene Ontology annotation, biological process: endoplasmic reticulum unfolded protein response. The coding region runs from base 616 to 1638 and encodes 340 amino acids. The record is from RefSeq and is a predicted model, not a curated record.
ACAGGAGAUCACAGUAUCCAUUCGAAAUCAGGGGACAAAAGUGUGCUUAGGAAAACGUCUGCAUUUCAGACUUUUUCAUCCCCACGAGAGUUUAACAGGUGCGUUAAUUCAAAAUCCCUAUGUUAUUUCCCCAUAGGAAAAAUCGCCAGAUACCGGAUGUCAAAGAUGGCAAUGUUUCAUCCAAUACAACAGGUGGCGACAUACGGCUGCAUAACACAGCACACUCGUGCUACGUUGGAGGAAGUAAAAUGCGCACGCGCAGUUAGAAAACCGGUGUACAAGCUUAGCAAGCUGGCGAAAUGCCAUCAGAUGCCAGUAGCCAGAAUUCGGCGACGACUUCAGAAAUAUUACAUUAAACAAAACACUGAGCAGACACUCUAUGUAGUUCUUAACUAAACAUUUAAAUCAGUCUGGCUAGAACUACAUCAGGCGCUCCCUGGCGGCAGAAGGUUAACGUUACUGAUGCUGAUGGAGAGUUGAGAAGCCCCUGUCGGAGUGAACUUCAGAUACAACACGCAAACUAUUUAUGUCUGAGGUCGAGAGGCAGAUGGCACCAUUGCUGGAGGUCCAUGGGGAUUCAGAAGAGAAGUAAUGCAAAUUCCAUAAGGAUAUAGAAUGCUGAACAGGGAAGAGAUCUGUAUAAGGUUGGCCAUGCACCCGCCUCUGCCCCCCUCCACAGUCCGUGAGCUGGUGCGCUCGUGCCUGCAGCGCGACCCUGUGGCCGCGGACCUACGGCUCAGUCUCUUCCUGGCCGCUGUGCAGAGCUACAAACGUGACUCCAUGCUCCGACCAUUCCCACCUCUCUAUUUGACGGGGGACAGCAAAGACUUUGAAUCGCUGCUGAAGGAUGCCAGCUCGCUGCCCGGUGUGCGGGAGCUGGUGCGGGUGAACGCGGGUGAGGAGGAGGCCCACCUGGCGCUGGUCCACUGGGUUCUGUCCUCCAAGAGCUUCGCCAUCAAGACAAUGCAGAAGGAGGAGUAUGCCAGGCUUUGUAACCUGACGGAGAGCUCCGGGGUCUCUGCUCCAGUGCCGGACUUCCUGUUUGAAGUGGACUACUGUGAGCAGAUGAACUCUAAGUUUGAGAAGGCGCGCGAUGGCCGCGACCUCAUCUACGCCUUCCAUGGCAGCCGGCUGGAGAACUUCCACUCCAUCCUGCACCACGGCCUACACUGCCACCUCAACAAGACAUCUCUCUUUGGAGAGGGCACCUACCUGACCAGCGACCUGAGCAUGGCCCUGCUUUAUGGUCCCCACGGCAACGGCUGGCGGGAUAGCCUGCUGGGGCCGGUGCUCAGCUGCAUCGCCCUUUGUGAGGUCAUCGACCACCCCGACGUCAAAUGCCAGGUGAAGAAGAAAGACUCGGAGGGGGUCGACCGGCAGCGGCUGCGGGCCAGGAACAGCGAGGGGGGCGACGUACCGGAGAAGUACUUUGUUGUGACCAACAACCAGCUAGUGAGGGUCAAAUACCUGCUGGUCUACUCCCAGCAGCGCCACAGAACCAGACACUCUGCGGUGCCUUCAUGGUUGGUGCGCCAUCACUUCUUCAUCAUGAUGAGUCUCUACCUGCUGCUCCUCAUCCUUAUCGGUGCCUUCAACUCCUCCACAUUCCAGUCCUUCUGGCAUCGCGCCUUCCGAUGACACUGACCAGUACAGACACACACACACACACACGCACACAUAUAUAUAAAUAUAUACACACACACACAUACAUACAUACAUACAUACAUACAUACAUACAUACAUACAUACAUUAUACACACACACACUGCUCGCACAAAGCAUUUCACACACAAUACAUACACAGUACACACACGCAGCCUACAGAUGUCUCCCACACACACCUCUCAUCCAAAGUGCCUUCCGCCCCUUCCACACACAGAUUCACAGACACACAGACACACAGACACACAGACACACAGACACACAGACAC